Molecule: messenger RNA, 939 nt
Organism: Notothenia coriiceps (black rockcod)
Lineage: Eukaryota; Metazoa; Chordata; Actinopteri; Perciformes; Nototheniidae
Product: dolichyl pyrophosphate Man9GlcNAc2 alpha-1,3-glucosyltransferase-like
Exons: 6
Coding region: 89-778 (229 amino acids)
Biological process (GO): protein N-linked glycosylation; dolichol-linked oligosaccharide biosynthetic process
Cellular component (GO): endoplasmic reticulum membrane
Molecular function (GO): dolichyl pyrophosphate Man9GlcNAc2 alpha-1,3-glucosyltransferase activity
Source: RefSeq, a predicted model, not a curated record
UAUACAGGAAAUGUAGACAUAUUCCAAAAGCAGACAGAUAUUUUAGCUUUUAUUUCUCCUAUUUAAGAUAAUUUAAACGGACGAGGUUAUGCAAACGUGGAGUCUCGUAUCACUUUGUGUGUUGCUCGGUCUUGCUGCAAGAUGGGGCGUUUCGUUAAACUCAUAUUCAGGGGCGGGGAAAACUCCCAUGUUUGGCGACUACGAGGCUCAAAGGCACUGGCAAGAAGUGACAUACAACCUCCCUGUGCAGGAAUGGUACUUCAACACCACUAAGAAUGACUUGAACUACUGGGGUCUUGACUACCCUCCUCUGACUGCCUACCACAGCCUGAUCUGUGCUUUUGUAGCUAAGACGAUAAACCCUGAGUGGGUGGAGCUUCACAAAUCCAGAGGUUAUGAAAGUCCAGCGCACAAGUUGUUCAUGAGAGCUACAGUUCUGGUGGCAGAUUUGUUGAUAUACAUCCCUGCUGUGGUUUUAUACUGUUUGUAUCUGACUGAGGGAUCCUCUAAGAAAAAGGUUUCCACUCUGCUCUGCUUCCUUUUAUACCCUGGCCUCAUUCUUGUUGACUAUGGCCAUUUCCAGUAUCCUUUAUGUACAAGUGCAUUUCUAUUAUUUAUUUACUCUGAUAUCAUUAUUGUAAUUUGCCUGUUACCAUCUCUUAAGGUCAGUAUUUCACUGACUUUGGUCCUAAUCCUAAUAGAUUACAUUAAAAAAUGUAUAUUAUAUAAGUUAUAUUGUCUUGUAUCCUUUAAAGCACAUACAAUAGUGAGGGUUUAAAUAUUGUUAAGUACGUGAAAAAUAGAAUUGAAGACAUUUUUAGCAGAAUAUAAUCGUUAACCGAAUCAGGUACAAUGGAGUGAGUCUGGGUUUUGCCCUGUGGGGGGUUCUGGCUCUGGGUCUGGGCUGGGAUGCUUUGGGCUCCGUGGCUUUUUGCCUGG